Triticum dicoccoides is the source of this 896-nucleotide messenger RNA. Its product is annotated as cytochrome b561 and DOMON domain-containing protein At5g47530-like. Bases 58 to 684 code for a protein of 208 amino acids. Lineage: Eukaryota; Viridiplantae; Streptophyta; Magnoliopsida; Poales; Poaceae. The transcript is spliced from 2 exons. The record is from RefSeq and is a predicted model, not a curated record.
AGUACCUUCUCAUUGCUCCACUCCACAGACAGCAACUCCAUCAUUUUCUCCCAAGAAAUGGCAGCUUCAGCUCUCCACUCCACUGGCACUGCGGCCAUGUCUCUCUCCCUCUUCCUGCUCGCAACCAUCGCCGCCUCGUCCUUCUCUCCGGCCAACGCACAGGCGUCGUCGUCAUGCGCGAGCCACACCUUCUCGAGCAACCAGCUCUACGUGUCGUGCGCCGCCCUGCCGCGCCUCGGCACCACGCUGCACUACAACUACACGGCCGCGGCCAACACCGUGGCCGUGGCGUUCCGCGCGCCGCAGACGAGCAAGGCCGGCGGGUGGGUGGCGUGGGGGCUCAACCCUAACGGCACGGGCAUGGUGGGCACGCAGGCCGUGGUGGCGUUCCGGCACUCCAACGGCAGCCUCGUCGCGUACCCGACGCUGCUCGACAGCUACGCGCCGUCCAUGGCGCCCGCAGACGCCGCGGAGCUGGCGUUCCCCGUGUCGGACGUGGCGGCGGAGUACGCAAAGAACGGCAAGGAGAUGGUCGUGUACGCGACGGUCGCGCUGCCCGGGAAGGGGAGCAAGUUCACCCACGUGUGGCAGCAGGGGGGCUCGGUGGUGGACGACGUGCCGGCGGCGCACCCCACCACCGGGGAUAACGUCCUCUCAACGGGCACCAUCGAUUUCAGCAAGUGAAAGUAACAUAGGAGUAUAUGGAGUACGUACGUUCGUAGGUAUGCUUAUUAUUCGUAUAUACGCGUGUCGUCUGUUCCGUAUGUAUGUGCCCGCGAGCCAUCGCUCCCUUUAUAUAUCGGUGUAUGAAUGCUUGUAUUCAGCGCUCGGCGCAGAGUUAUGAAUACGUACUGUGUGUCUAACUUGUGCUCGGCAUACCCCAGAUUUAAAUGAAC